AGAGCGCAGGCGGAGGCUGACAGGCGCUCCUCCCUGGACACCGGCAAGGCGGGCGGCCUCCAGCUCGCGUGUCUGCGACCCGGACCGUGAGGCUCCAGGUCCGUGCCGGGGCAUGGAAGAGGGGAAGAUGGAUGAGAAUGAAUGGAGGUACCACGGCGAAGGCAACAAGAGCCUGGUGGUAGCCCACGCGCAGCGCUGUGUAGUGCUACGUUUUCUGAAGUUUCCUCCAAAUAGGAAGAAGACCUCGGAAGAGAUACUUCAACACCUGCAAAACAUAGUGGACUUUGGCAAAAAUGUCAUGAAAGAGUUUUUGGGGGAGAACUAUGUUCACUGUGGGGAAGUUGUUCAGCUGCCUUUAGAAUUUGUGAAACAGCUGUGUUUAAAGAUACAGUGUGAAAGACCAGAAUCUCGUUGUGACAAGGAUCUAGACACACUCAGUGGUUAUGCUAUGUGCCUUCCCAACCUAACCAGACUUCAGACCUACCGCUUUGCAGAGCACCGGCCAAUUCUGUGUGUGGAAAUUAAGCCAAAAUGUGGGUUCAUUCCUUUCUCAAGUAAUGUUACCCAUGAGAUGAAGCAUAAGGUGUGUCGCUACUGUAUGCACCAGCACCUCAAGGUAGCAACUGGAAAGUGGAAGAAGAUAAGUAAAUACUGUCCCCUUGAUCUCUACUCAGGAAACAAACAGCGCAUGCACUUUGCCUUGAAGAGUCUGCUGCAGGAGGCACAGAACAAUCUGAGGAUAUUUAAGAAUGGUGAGCUGAUCUACGGUUGUGGUGAUGCCCGGAGUCCUGUAGCUGACUGGAGGGAACUUGCGCACCACCUGAAGCCCUUCUUCUUCCCCUCCAAUGGCCUGGCCAGUGGCCCCCACUGCACGAGGGCUGUGAUCCGGGAGCUGGUGCAUGUUAUCACGUGGGUGCUGCUGAGCAGCUCCGACAAGGGCCGAACCAGUGCCCUGAGGCCUGGGCUUCAGGGCCCACGUGUCUGUGAAGCCAGCCCUUUCAGCAGGAGCUUUCGCCACCAAGGAAAAAACACCCCAGAGCACUCGGGGUUACCGAAGGGCUGUCUUCUGUACAAAACCCUCCAGGUGCAGAUGUUGGACCUGCUGGACAUUGAAGGCCUCUACCCUCUGUACAACCGGGUUGAGCAGUACCUGGAGGACUUUCCUGAGGCGAGAAAAACAUUACAAAUAGACGGGCCUUAUGAUGAAGCGUUUUAUCAGAAGCUGCUUGAUGUGUCCACUGAGGACGAUGGGACAGUGGCCUUCGCAUUAACGAAGGUGCAGCAGUACCGAGUUGCCAUGACCGCCAAGGACUGCUCCAUCAUGAUUGCGCUUUCCCCAUGUCUGCAGGAUGCAAGCUCUGACCAGAGGGCUAUUGUCCCCUCAUCACGGUCCCGGCUGGCCUUCUCCGUGUCUGUGCUGGACCUUGACCUCAAGCCCUAUGAGAGUAUUCCUCACCAGUACAAACUGGACGGCAAGAUAGUCAGCUAUUACUCAAAGACUGUGCAUGCCAAAGACGAUGCUAUGAUGUCAACUAGGUUCAAGGAGAGCGAAGACUGCACGUUAGUUCUCCAUAAGGUCUAAUGUCUGCUCCUGCAGCGUCUCCGAAACUUGAAUGUGAAGGUUGAACGAUAGAGCUAUUUUCUAUUUUGUUGGGUGACUUUUGGCUGUGAAUGUUUUCAUUUUUAACCCAUUGAGGUGAGAUUGCGUCUUGGAGAUAAGGAUUUGAAGAGCACUAGAAACAUAUUCCAGGAUAAGGAGUGUAGGAUGUGCAUGCAAGUCCCAGGAAGCCGCCCGUGUUCUUAAAACAGAAGCAUCCGUUAAGCCCUGGGAAGACAUCCUGGGUAGUUCUUCCUUCCAACCAGGGCUCACGUCUAAAUAUCUUUUGUAAGACCCAAGGUUUGGAUCUCCUACCACCAGACUGACGUAGAAAACUUGAAUUGUCACACCAUCUGAUGGUUUGGACUUUUGAGAAAACAUGGAUACUACUGGAACUGUCCCAGAUGUUACUGGUCACUUUUUCAAUGCAAGCCACACAUCAACACAGGCUUUAGGCAGUUCCCUGCUGCAGAUAUUGACCAGGAGGUAGUGUGGACAUUGGUUCCGAGUGGUCUAGACUCAGGGUCCCUGUGUAGGUGCUGAAGCCACGGCUCUGUGAAGGGUCAACAGGGAGUGUGAGACUCAGGUCAGGAUGGACACCACUCACACGAGCAUUGACUUUCUGUUUUUGCUUUAUGAUUUUAACUCUAGGGGGAGAUAAGGCGUUCUUUCCUACCUGAAAUUGCUGCUGUAGAAGCUGGAAGCAGAGCUGUACUGCGCAGAGCUGCUGUGGCCAGCUGGGGCGGGUAUGCAGACAGCCCAGAGUU
Molecule: messenger RNA, 2364 nt
Organism: Castor canadensis (American beaver)
Lineage: Eukaryota; Metazoa; Chordata; Mammalia; Rodentia; Castoridae
Gene: Ippk
Product: inositol-pentakisphosphate 2-kinase
Biological process (GO): inositol phosphate biosynthetic process
Cellular component (GO): nucleus
Molecular function (GO): inositol-1,3,4,5,6-pentakisphosphate 2-kinase activity; ATP binding
Source: RefSeq, a predicted model, not a curated record